GGUCUAGAUUUGUUUUUAAUUGCGUUUUUAAUUGCGUUCUGAGAGGCGUUGCAGAUCAGUCAGGCUCUCAAAGGUGUUUUUUUUUUUUUCUUUGAUUCUGUAAAGUCCAUGUUAAACUGUCACUACAAUUAUGAAAACACACUUGAAAGUCACAAUAACUUCCACUAGAGCAUACACCCAAACUCCCGUAGAUGUCUAAGUAAAAGGGUCUUAAUAGAGGAAAACUUUCGAAGACUUAUUUUUCUUUACCAAACUCUCAACGGAAUAUCAACGCAGUAAUUUUUCUCCACUAAAUUUUCUUGAGUAGAGAGCUCUUUAAACAAACAUUAAUAGCAAACUAGUUCACUUCUACCCAAUAUGUUAUAACUUUGUCCAUUUUCCUUCAUAUAAUUAUUCUAGUAAACUACAUUUACAUUUUUUUCACAUUUUUAAGAGUUUUACCCAUAUUUUUCUUGGGGAACUCUUCUGCAUUCAUCAGACCAAUGUUGUGUUUUUAUUUAUAUCGGAGAGAGAGAGAGAGAGAGAGAGAGAGAGAGAGAGAGAGAGAGAGAGAAUUUCCAUCACAGUUAUGUAAGUUAAAAAAAGAAAGGUUUAUCAGCAGUUUAACCUUGUCAUUGUAACCGUGAUGCAUUAACAGCUAUCACAUACCAUGCAGAAAAAAAAAAGUAAAAAUUUUCAAAUUUCGCGGGUUGACAGCUGGUGGUCAGUCAUUGGACGAGGCUGAAGAACAAAAAGAACAAAACACCAUGGCAUUUAAGAGAACACGAGGAAAAGUAGAACAAGAUGCGCCACAAAUGCUAUCUAAGGGUGAAAAAAUUUAUUAUGUUAUAGAUCCAAGGAUAUAACUUCCUUGAAUAGAUUUAACGUGUAAACAGAGAACAGCUGACGUGUGCAGACGAGGAUGGGGCGUCGAGGAAGAAAAGAGGCGUAAAGGCAGCCAGGGAAACAAUAAGGAAGAUCUGGAACAGGAAUCAAUAAGAUCUCUGCUAUGAUUGGUGGAACCGCCGUGUGACGUCACGAUGAUGAGCCAAUCAGCGACAAGAUACAAGGCCACAUGUAUAUCACCGGGAAAAUAGAGAAAAGAAAAGAAAAAAAGAAAAAGGAAGUGACGUUCUGCGAAGAGAAAACAGCAAACGAGGGAAAGUUAUUCGUUUUCUUACUCUAAGGUGACGUUAUUGUGACAAAGAAACCGGAAGAAAGACUGAGGGGUGGAUGGGUGAUGGGGCUGCGCGAGGCGGUGAUGGUGACAGCGGCGGUGUUGCGGGUGGAGGGGGUGGAGGUGGUGGGUGGUGGUGAUGAUGUAGGAAAAGGUACAGUCAAAGAAAACGGGCUGUGGAUGUGUUUUCAGCAACUUAGUUUUAUUGCUUGGGUGAUAAGGAAAGAAAAGAGAGAAGAAAUAAAUGGUUUGCUUUGUUGUCCGGAAGGAUUAAGAAUAUGUAUAAAUAAGAGGAAGAGUGAUAAAGAAUAAGAAUAUAAAAGAAAAUAAGAUACAGGAAUGUUUCACUUGAUUGUUUGCAAAUAUAAAUGUUUACAGAAUAGAAACAGAGAAUGACUGACGAAUUUUAGAGGAAGCGAAAGUAAGUAAAGAAGGAAAAGCAAAGGAGUUAAACAUUUUGCAUAAUACUGACAUAUAAGAAAGAGAAAAAAGAAAAAAAAUAGGACUAAAAUGUAAGAAAGUAAGAGAGAGAAAAAAAGAGGAAAAUAAGAAAACAUUGAUGUCUUUUUAAUAGGAGCUAAACAUGUCUAGAAAAAAAGACCAUUGAGACAUUGAAAAGGCACACUUUGAAAUAAACAAAGAAAUAAUAAAUAAAAACCAAACAACGUACGAAAGAAAAAGAAAAGAAAAAAGCAAAAAAAAAAAAGAUCCAGUAAACAGACUCUCAACAGAACACAGAACAGAGCACGUAGCAAACAAGAAAAAAAAAAAAGAAGCAAAACAAAAACAAGAACAGUACACGCAAAGAAGUGAAUCCAUUACAUUAGAGAGAAGUGGUAAGAGGUUCACCACCAUCACCACCACCACCACCACCACCACCACCACCACCACCACCACCACCACCACCACCACCAAGAAGAGGAAAAGAGUACCAGUUCUCAAGGGAGUCAUAAGCUUCCAGCCCCCCUCUCUCCCUCACCAUGACCUCCCUCACCUCGCCGCUCCUCACCCUGCUCAGCGCACUCUUCUCCCUCACCCUUGGCUACUCCUCCGUCUUGGGUGAGGAGCCGUUCAUCACCUGGGGGCGAGCCAACACAAACACCGCUUACUUCGACGACACAACGCCUACCAACGUGACUGCUGUGGUGGGCCAGCAAGCCAGUCUGCCCUGCCAAGUGCUGAACCUCGAUAAAAAAGAUGUGUCGUGGAUCAGACAGCGGGACCUUCACAUUCUCACCGUGGGCAUCUACACCUACACCAGUGACGACAGAUUCAAGGUGCACCAUCCGGAGGGCAGUGAUGAGUGGUACCUGAAUGUGGACCCUGUUACCUUCCGUGACGCAGGUGUGUACGAGUGUCAGGUGUCCACAAGUCCCAAAAUAUUUCUACCUGUGCUGCUGACGGUGGAAGUGCAGCAGGCGCGCAUCGAGGGUCCCCAGGAGGUGUACAUCCAGAGCGGCUCCACCAUCAAGCUCACCUGCCUGGUCAACACCCACUCAGACAACGUGGGCGCCGUCACGUGGUUCAGGGACGGCCAUGAGCUGGACUAUGACUCCCCCAGGGGCGGCGUGAGCAUCGAGAUCGAGAAGACUCCCAGCAGGACCACUUCCAAGCUCUUCCUAACGCGAGCGGUGAAGGGAGAUUCGGGAAACUACACGUGCGCUCCCAAAUUUGCUGACGCCGCCUCUGUUUUGGUGCACGUGGUCAACGGCGAGGAGUCAGCCGCCGUUCACACCGCAGCAGGAGGAACCAUCACUGCUGACCUGUGGGUGGUGGCCCUACUUCUUAUACUGGCCCUGUGCCCCGCCUUUCCCAGGUGACCUCCCUCCCCCCCAACGGAUGAAGUAGUGUGGAGGAAGACACGCCCCUGCUAAGGCGCCAUUCAUCUGUUCCACCACCACCACCACCAUCAUCACCACCAUCACCACCAUCAGUACCGUCACUACUACUGUUGCUACUACUACUACUGCUACUACUACUACUACUACUACUACUACUACUACUACUACUACUACUACUACUACUACUACUACUACUACUAUCAUUACAUCUUACUCUUAUUGUUGCUGUUCUUUUCUUUUUUACUACUACUACUACUACUACUACUACUACUACUACUACUACUACUACUACUACUACUACUACUACUACUACUACUACUACUACUGCAUCCACUACUACUUUGACCCAUAUAGUGCCUUAUUGACACACACACACACACACACACACACACACACACACACACACACACACACACACACACACACACACACACACACACACACACACACACACACACACACACCUGAAUACAGACA
Messenger RNA from Scylla paramamosain (green mud crab), 3474 nucleotides. RefSeq names its product protein sidekick-like. The record is from RefSeq and is a predicted model, not a curated record. Lineage: Eukaryota; Metazoa; Arthropoda; Malacostraca; Decapoda; Portunidae. Gene Ontology annotation, cellular component: neuron projection membrane. The coding region runs from base 2137 to 2976 and encodes 279 amino acids. The transcript has 10 exons. Gene Ontology annotation, biological process: synapse organization.